UCCCUACAAGUUCACGUCAGAAUCGGAGAAAAAGGGAUAAAUUUUGUGCCUUCAAGCAUUCGUAAAUUUCAUUAGGAAAUAUUGUUUCAAGAUUGACAAACUGGAUGCUGUAAUUGGAGCAAUAAACUGUGUACCGUUUUUAUUACUUUUGCACGUGAAACGCGCGCGUGGUUGUGAUUUUUUUCAUGUUAAAGCUAACUAUUUUGUGUUCCGCAGAAGGAAUUGGCACUAAUUGGAUGUUUUUAGAGUGGUAACUUGUGUAUGAAAACAGGCCAGUUUGGUUCCAUUAAAAUGUGCGUCGGCGGUAAAGAAGAGAAAUUUAGGAAGAAAAAACUCUGACUAUUGGCUUUGCGUUCUGAUAAUUUACCUUAUUUAUUCGAUUUCCCUAAAUUAUCCCCACCCACUUCCAACCACAUUCCAAUUAAUACAUCUUCCACAAUCAUUCCAAUAAAAUCUUCCAAACUAUGUAAUACAAUUGAUAUUUUAUUUAUCAAUUUAAUUAAUUAAAGCACUCAAUAAUAUUUCUCUAAAUGCAAUUUUUAUCUACUUAUAAUUGAAUUAAUAAUAUAAUCUUAAUUAAUUAAAUGAUAUUUUAUAAAUAAAUUGAUUAAGCCAACUCAUAUUCUAAAUAUAAAUUAAUUGAACGAAAUAAAUCGGUGAUAAUAAUAAUAAAUGUAAUGUGAGAAUUUAAUUGUAAAUUAAAUUUAUUCGCAAUAAUUAUGGUGUAGUAAUUUGAAUAUGGAAUUUGUGAUGUGCUGACGUCACGUUAAAAUGAGUUCGUCCCCCGCUAUAGAGCCCUCCUCCCCCUCCACGACCCCUUCGUCGCCAGCGUUGAGGGCGGAGUGCGCGCAGUUCCAAACGUCGACGCCAAACUAUUCUUCUUUGGGGCGGAAGCAGCAUCAUCCACCAUUGAACGUGGUGCUGCCAGCGACGGCGCCUGCCACACCACCCAUCUACGGCGAGCCAACUUUAACGCCGCCGCCGAGGUCCCCCGGAGCUCCCGUGGUCACGCCCGCAUCCGGGGACUCUAGGGCGCACCCCCCCGACGGGACUUCGUCUGACAAGUCAUCAGAGACAGCCGUCGGCGGCGUGUCGCGCACCACGAGCACGGCCCUGUCCCGCAAGGAGAGCUACAAGGCGCAGAGGCAGCACUACAGGCGGGAGAAGAAGCGCGUCGCGUCUGCCCUGCUGCACUCCAUCGAGGAUCCCUCCGUGGUGGUGCUCGCUGACUGGCUGAAGGUUCGAGGCUCGCUGAAGUCAUGGACUAAGCUCUGGUGCGUGCUCAAGCCCGGUCUGCUGCUGCUCUAUAAGAGUCCUAAAGCGAAGAGUAGCCACUGGGUAGGCACUGUGCUGCUGACGUCGUGCCAAGUGAUCGAGCGGCCGAGCAAGAAGGACGGGUUUUGCUUCAAGCUGUACCACCCGCUCGAGCAGAGCAUCUGGGCGCCGCGGGGGCCGCACAACGAGACCAUAGGCGCAGUAGUUCAACCGCUGCCCACCGCUCAUCUGAUAUUCCGCGCGCCGUCUCAAGCCGCAGGACAUUGUUGGCUCGACGGGCUGGAACUAGCUUUAAAAUGCAGCAAUGCUAUGCUCAGAUGUUCCCGCGCGCGUCCCGAGCAGACGGUGGCGGCGGAGGAGCCGUCCUCGCAGACCAACCUCUCGCACGAGGAGUUGGAGAAGCACUUCAAUGAGCACGAGUUAGCAGGCGUGUCCGACUCUGACAGCGACGCGUCGCGCGGCGUGAUGGUCGGCGGGCAGGAGCUGGUGGACCGGCGGCAGCAGGUGCUCGCGAGGAUCGAAAGGUGCUACGUGGAGGAUCCUGAUCGAGAGACAGGGGCGGCUGGAGAGUUGGUGGAAGAGGUGGCGGAAGAGAACAAGUCCCUCCUGUGGUUCCUGUUGAAGCAAGUGCGUCCCGGUAUGGACCUGUCCAAAGUGGUGCUGCCCACGUUCAUACUGGAGCCGCGCUCGUUUUUGGACAAAUUGUCCGACAAUUAUUAUCAUGCGGACAUUUUGGCCCAAGCUCAAACAAUGGAAGAUCCGUACCAGAGGUUCAAGUGUGUGCUGCGCUGGUACCUCUCUGGGCUUUACCGUAAGCCCAAAGGGCUCAAGAAGCCCUAUAAUCCAGUCUUAGGGGAGACUUUUAGAUGCUGCUGGAAGCAUCGACAGACUGACACCUAUACUUAUUAUGUGGCUGAGCAGGUCUCGCACCACCCACCGAUAUCCGCAUUCUACGUGUCGAACAGGAAGGAGGGAUACGUCAUAGAAGGCAGUCUGCUGGCCCGGUCCAAGUUUUACGGUAACUCGACGUCCGCCAUACUGGAGGGGUGCGCACGCGUCCACCUGCUGGGGUGGGGAGAGACAUACGUCACCACCGCGCCCUACGCACACUGCAAGGGCAUCGUCAUCGGCACGCUCAGCAUGGAGCUCGGGGGGAAGGUUCACAUUAUGUGUGCAGACACGGGCUACCAUGCUGACGUCGAGUUCAAACUAAGAUCGUUCCUGGGCAGUUCGGACCAGACAAACGCCAUUUCAGGCAGGAUAAAGAAGGGCAAGGACACUAUAGCGACAGUAGACGGAUACUGGGACGGCAAGAUCGACAUUAAAGACAAGAAGACCGGGGAAGAAACUAGCCUUCUAGACGUGGCCCUGUUGAAGGAGCAGCGUCUCCCGCGCUACCUGAUGAGGCUCGACAACCAAAAGGAUUACGAGUCGCAAACGUUGUGGCUGAAGGUGUCUGAAGCCAUCUUGAACGAUGAUCAGGUGGCGGCGACAGAGCAGAAGACGAUAAUAGAGGAGGCGCAGAGGGCCCGCGCGAGAAACCUAGUGGCGCCAUGGGUGCCGAGGUUCUUCCACAGGGACUUGCACGUCAUGGCGCCUGAUGGUAUCGUAGAUCAAGGUUGGAAGUAUAACCAUAUUAACACAAACGCCUGGCAUCAAGAUGAGCAGAUCGAAUACGAGGACGACUACGUGAUACAAUCAGUGCGCAGCGGCGGCGCGGCGCCGGGCGUGGUGGGGAGCGUGGUGGGCGGCGUGGUGGGCGGCGCGGAGCUGCGCCGGCGCGAGCGGGAUGCGCGCGCGCACUCCGACUCCGACAGCAGGGACGAGCUCGCGAGGCGCUCCAAGACUUCCACAAUGACGUUGAAGCAAAGUCUAUACGCAAUAGACGCAGCGUUAAGGGAGCAGACGAUGGCCAUAGAGCGGUUAUCGAAGACAGUAGAAGCUAUGAACGAGAGCCAACGCGUCGCCACGGCGUACAGAACGCAGAACAUGGGCCGAAUACCAACCGCAACUCACUCGUGGGACCUGUUCGGUGGCUUCGUGUUAGCGCUGGUGUUGCAAGCCUUGCUGAACUGGAUUUUCUACCACAAAGACUGAUGUUUGAGAUAAAGGUUUGUGUGGGCGUUUGGAGGUGAGGUGUUGCAAGUUUUGUGUUUGGAGGAUUUUGUUAAUUGUUGGCAAUAUUUUGGCUAUUAGAUUUGAAGAUUUUUUCUGGUAUCACCAUGAGUUAGUUGAUUAUGCUUUGAAAUUAUUUGCUUAUAGUAAUGACAAAUAUUUAUUUCAUUGAUAUGUCUAUGUAAAAUUGCCAUUAUUUAUGUAUAAAUAAAACACAUUUCACCUCCAAACAUAGUCUAUGGAACCAUAGACGAUAAAAGGCGAAGUGAAAAAAAAAUGUGAAUAAAAUCCACUAAUAAAACCUACGAUUAAUUCUUUUGUCUACGACUCACCAUAGGUAUAGGCUAUGGUGCAUAAUGGCGGGUGGAGAAAUUCAAAUUUCGAACGGCGUCAGUGUUGCUAGUUUAUUGUUUUUGUUAAUUAUACUAUUUUGGUACAUUGUACAUCGACCAAAUUUUUUUUAGUAUUUAAAGGGGUUUGUCGACAUAUAUAAUAUACAUGUAUUUGACACAACGACGGCUAUAUGUAAAAUGCAGGUUAUUUAAUAAUAUUGGUUGUAUUUAAGAACGUAAUGACGAGACGAGCUAGUAGCUCGUCAAACGUCAUGACGGUAACAAUACUGCUUAUCCUUUUUAAACUUAGUGGAUAGGCGCGAGCGAACGCUAAUGCGAGUUGAGGAAGUUAGUUUAGCUUAGUUCGUAUAGUUAGAGGUGAUGAACCGAGCAUUCGUCCGGGACCUCGCGCGGUGCCGUAAAGAAUCUUUUGUACGAUCUUACCGACGAUGAACUGGGAAACUUUUUUUGUUUUCGGCCGGGGCUUCGUUUUUUUCGUUCGCCUGGGACCUCGCGUCGUUUAGAGCCGCCAUUGCAGUUGACAUUAUUUUCAUGCUUGUAUGAAGGCCGGUAUUAAUACAAACUAAGCUAUGUUCUUUGAGUAUUUGUUUCUAUGCGAGCUAAGGUAAAUGAACUAUUUUUUUCGGUCUACAACCCGCAGUAUGUAUAUAAACAAUUGUGCGGACAAUUGACCGACGGCGAGCAAGCGUGCGGUCCGCAUUGCCGGAGAACGCUCGCGAACGUUCGCUCGCGCUCUUUCGCUUAACAUAUCAUCGGUAAAGAAGAGUCAUAAACAAAAAUCUUAGAAAUCGAAAUAAUGAAGUUCGCGUAUUAUUUCGUAAAAAAAUAUUUAUAAAAUAAUCGCGAAACUAUUCGAUAAUUAUUAUUAUUACUUCAUUACAUAAAAUCUAGUUUUACAUAUAAGUAAAGUUUAUUUUCAGCAUUAUGUCUGUAGAAUUAAUAUCUAAAAUGAAGAUUUUUUGAGUUGUGACUCUUGCCGAUGAGCGAGCAUUGUUCAAUAUCGCCUCGUCGACGGACCCGAAUCUAUGAAGACAUAUUAAAUAAGUUGUAAAGAAAUCAUUAUUAAUAUUAUAAUUGUUGAUUGAUGAUUUUGUUUGGAUCGUUGUUUACUCAAAAUUUUAUUCUAAAGAGGUUUGCGUGGGUUUCUUGGUUUUUUUUUUUAUAUUUCGUAUUUAGUGACUAAAUGCGUGUUUGGGUGCCUCGUGUUUUUUAGCUUUCAUUUCGUUUUUUUUUUUUAUGGAUGAGAUGCAAUUUUGUCAUUGACAAUUGAUGCUGUUAUAUAAUUUGCAAACGUUAAUAUGAAUGACUCGGUUAGAAAACAUAUGCUAGGCAUUCUUACAUCAAAUGUAGUUAUUUGAUCACUAUCGAAUGACAAAAGACUUUUUUGUAGCAGAAUUGAUGUAUUGUAAAUUCCUGGGUUUGUAGCCGUGUUCUUUUAUGUUUUCUAAUAUUAAAAACGAAUAAACGGAAUUAUUUAUGAUACAAUAGGUUUAUUGCUUACAUCUGUCCUUACCUCUUUAAGUUUUAAUGAGGGAAAAUAUUUGUUUCUAAACAAAAUCAUCGAUCAACAACAUUGUAAAGAUAUUAAAUUUUUCAAAGCACUUAUCAUUGAAGUAAUGCCCGAAGCGAUAUUAUAAAAAUAUAAUAGUUUCAAGUAAAGCCUAGUUGGGUGUGGAACGGACUGCCGAAACGAAUGUCCGCAGGUUCAAAUUCCAAACGCACCUCUGACUUUUUGAAAGUUAUGUGUGUAUUCUUUGUGACUAAUCGCUUGCUUGGUGAAGGAAAACAUCGUGGGGAAACCUGCAUCUGAGAAGUUCUCUAUAGGAAUUUUGAGGGUGUGUGAAGUCUGCCCGCACUACAGCGUGGUGGACUAAUUCCUAAUCCCUCUCAGUAGUAGAGGAGGCCCGUACAGUGAGACAGUAUAUAACACAGGGCUGAUAUUAUCGCUUAAAGAGUAAUUUUCCAAUGAUAAGUGCUUCGAAGUUAGUCACAUGCCUCGGCUUUCCACUGUUUUAUUGUUUAUUUAUAAAUAUAAAUUAUUGUGUUUUGAUUCCGUUUAAAGUUUUAUCAUAUUUGACCAAUUAAAAUUGCUAGCUAAGCUAAAUAUGUGGACAUAUAUUAUACGAAAAUAAGGUUCAAUUUUGACUGGUCACCGAGACCAAAAUUAAAAAUUUAAAAAAUUAAUUAUUCUUUUUAACGCGUUUUAUACUUGAUCAGCUUAUACAUACAUGUAUGUUACGUAUUAAGAAUGAAUUUGAGUAACUGAAAGACCAUGUCCUAAAUGAACACAUGGGUUACUUAUUAUCCCGGUAAAUUGCUCCCACGGGAAAUUAUAGGAAUUUUCGAUCAGAUUCUUUAAAUAGAUGACGUGACUUACAAAUGACGCUAUACAUCGCUAAUGUUUAGGAAUUCUGUAGCGGCAAAUGGUAAUCGCGCGAGUCAAGUCGCAAUAACUAGUUAACAUAUUGUUACAUGCUAGGGUUUUUGAUAGAUAAUAAAAAUAUCGAUUGAACUUAAAAACGAUGUUAUUGCCACGAAAACUCUAACAUAGCAACACACACUUAAUCAUAAGUAAUACGUGGUUACACACAAUCUACGGUAUUCGCUUCAGUCAAUUGUAGUUAUCGCUUGUAGUUCGCUUAUCGCUCUUGAUCGCGUCGCAAACUUGACUUGCGGUGGCCGCGCGUGCUCCUUUUAUACCCGGCCGCAUGUACCAUGAAUGUCUGGAACUUUCUCGAAAGAUCCAGAAUGGAACUUUAGAAGAAUUGAGGUUCGUUACCGAGUUUCCACGGCAUUCUGGAAACAUCGAGAUCUUUCGAGAACGUUCCAUCGCCACAUUCGGUGUUAUUAUCAACGUGUGCCAAUGGGAGCAUUAUGAAUGUCGCAUACCACUUAUUUUACGUUAUAUUAAUAGAGAUAAAUGUCACACAUGCUGAGCAUUAGAGAAAUGGAUAUACCCUCUUACUACUGGACACGUCCUCCUUUAAUGAGAGGGUUGUGCCACGCUGUAGGGCGACUUCAUACUAUCGAAAUUCUUAUAGAGAAUUCACAGGUAUGUAGAUUUCCUCACGAUGUUACAACCAAUUGUAUUACUACUUAACGAUGUUAAUAUUGAACUUUAAACGGAAUCAAAAUAAUUAUAAUACACGUUUGUAUAGUUUUCUUUUGGUGUCCAUAAUUAUUAUUUUUAGAGAGCGUAGCCUACGUGCUUGUUUAUUAUAAUCGAAAUUAGUGUAAAGAGAAUAUAUUUUAGGUUAUAUUCAGACCAUAGACUAGGAAAGAAUCGAAAAAAGAAUAAUGUUUUUUUUUACCAGCCAGUGUUUCUUCAAAUGGAUUUGAUUUUUAUGGCAUUUUUUGUACAUUAUGCCAAUUUCAAGUUGAGAAGGUUUGGUUAUUGUGGAGAAAAAAUAUAAAAUUUAAAUAUCGAAUACAGAUCAGUUAGACAAACAAAGGAUUUAUUAUUUUCUACCGGCCAGUGUUUUGCUAUAUAGAAUUGUUUUUAAAUAUGGUAAUAAUGUUUAAUAUUAAAAAAAUAUCCUUUUACAUUCUAUCUUGCCAAAAACUAAUUGAUAGCAAUAAUGAAAACGCUUUUAGAAUUUAUCAUAAUAAUUUUAGAUUUAUAUUAUUUUAAAUGUUUCUGUCUUUAUAGGAUUGUGGUUUUAACUCUAAGUCUGAAUAUAACCUAAAAUCUAGUAUAUUUUUAAUAGAGAUGCUCGAAAUUUUAAAAAAUCUCGCUUGAUACACUGAAAAUUGUCUGUACCAAGGAAUUAUAUGGAAAUUGUAUAAAUAGUAGAAUAUUCAAUUAUUUGGCAACACUAUUAGUAUCACCUAUUUCUAUGGGUCACUUGGUAUGGAUCACCGGUGACUCGCAAGCAUGAGAUACGUACGUUUGUUAUAUAAAUAUAAAUAACAUAAUAUGUAUAAAAUUGUCCCCUAAUAUAGGUAAUUGCAUACUUUGAAUGCUAAUAAAAAAUACAGUUCUUUUUUGAAGAAUUCGCAUCGUAUGCAAGCUUGAAAGUGGUUCAAAAUAACCUUACAUUAGACAUCGUGGGAGUAGAUGGGAAGCCAUAGAUUUCUGUGUAUAUCAGUGAUUGUGGGGGGAGGGAGAGGAAUAAGUAAAAUUGAACCUUAUGUAAAUCAUGAUAUGGAUAGUAAUUAUUUGUAUAUGCGAAUUCGAACGAAAUCAUAUGCCAUUACCUAUAUUACACUAUAUAUGUAUUUAAUUAUAUAUUGAAGACGAAAGCAAUGGUAUUUAGAGGUCGAUAUACUAUCGGAGAUAAACGAUCUUCAUCUCUAUCUCUAGAUUGCACGAUCAUAAACCAGAAAAAAUGAUCGCAAUAUUGUGUUUUGGACUUUUUAACAGAUUAUUAAAAAUUCGUCAUAGAGAAGAUACUAAAUUUAAUAUUGCUUAUUGGUUUAUGUUUUAGAUCGAUCUAUAGAUAGGUAUCUGGAUUGUUUAUCGGUCGUAUGCGGAUUAAUGUUGGAAACUAAGUAGGCUCAUAGGAAUUGGUAGGAAUACAAUUUUGUACCUCCCGACACUGUAUUGUGAAUAUUCGUAUAUUGAUUUUGUUAAAUAGAAAUAAAUUUAAAUAAAUUAAAA
Molecule: messenger RNA, 8343 nt
Organism: Manduca sexta (tobacco hornworm)
Lineage: Eukaryota; Metazoa; Arthropoda; Insecta; Lepidoptera; Sphingidae
Gene: Orp8
Product: oxysterol-binding protein-related protein 8
Exons: 21
Coding region: 772-3372 (866 amino acids)
Cellular component (GO): intracellular membrane-bounded organelle; membrane; cytosol
Molecular function (GO): cholesterol binding
Source: RefSeq, a predicted model, not a curated record